This is a messenger RNA of Paramecium sonneborni, 263 nucleotides long. NCBI's taxonomy places the organism in Eukaryota, Ciliophora, Oligohymenophorea, Peniculida, Parameciidae. The record is from the annotation of a GenBank genome assembly.
AUGCGAUAAAUACAAGAUUAAAUCAUUGAAGGACAAUUUUUAUUAUUAUAAGCUUAGGAAGAAGUUUAGAAGACAUGUUUUUCUGAAGGAAAAAUGAUAAUUGGAAAAUAUAAAGGAAUGAAAGUUUGUGAUGCAAAAGUAUUUAUUAGAAAAGAUAUGAUUGAUAGUGGUAAAGCUUUACCUUAUUUUGAACCAGAGAACACUGUGAUUUCAAGAAAUGGUGAUGAGGGUGUUGUAUCUUUUUGUGAACAAUGAUAUAUCAC